AUGUCUGACCAAUCUGUCGGAGGCUUCUCUGCCGCCCAGCUCUCCCAAAUCCCUCCCUCCACUGAUCCUCAAACCUCUGAGGAGAUCCCUACCCAUGCCCUGUUCCACGGCAACAUUUCCACCCAACUUCCCCAAAAUCGUCCAGAUGUUCAAAGGACAGGCUAUGCAGCCUUCCGUAAUGAGGACCGAGGCCGAAGCGCCUUCGGAAAACUCUUCUGGGAUAUAGAUCCCUACACGUACCUCGCCCUACGAGUGAAAUCCGAUGGGCGUCGGUACUUCGUGAAUAUUCAAACCGACUCCAUUGUGGAGACAGACAUCCAUCAGCAUCGGCUCUACACCCGCGAACACAAAGGCGCCACAAGCCCUUCAGACCCUGGACAAUGGGAGACUGUGCUGAUUAAAUUCCACGAAUUUGUCCGCACCAAUCACGGCGUCGUCACAGAACCUCAAUCCGAAAUGCUACGGCAGAAAGUCAAGAGCUUUGGCAUCGGGCUGAUUGAUCGGCAACCGGGACCAUUUGAGCUUGCUAUCGGUGCGAUUUGGGCUACCAAUCUGAAUGAGAGGGGCCAGAUUGAUGGUAGGAUGGAUCAUGAGGAAGGUGAUCAAGGAAGCGCAAGGUUGAGCGAAGUCACAGAGGAGAAGCUCGCCGCCAGGGCCGAGGAGAAGGCCAAAUUGCCGGAGCAUAAGCCUAGCCUGAGAGAGAGAUUUCCGGAGCAUUUCGGAAAGGUGGGUACAGGAGAUAGAGGGAGACCUGGAGACCCUAAGGGAUACUCGCCUUUUCGAUGA
Endocarpon pusillum Z07020 is the source of this 786-nucleotide messenger RNA. RefSeq lists its product as uncharacterized. The transcript has a single exon. Gene Ontology annotation, biological process: mitochondrial respiratory chain complex I assembly; mitochondrial electron transport, NADH to ubiquinone. NCBI's taxonomy places the organism in Eukaryota, Fungi, Ascomycota, Eurotiomycetes, Verrucariales, Verrucariaceae. Gene Ontology annotation, cellular component: mitochondrion. The coding region runs from base 1 to 786 and encodes 261 amino acids. The record is from RefSeq and is a predicted model, not a curated record.